Messenger RNA from Aspergillus alliaceus, 1706 nucleotides. RefSeq names its product DNA-directed RNA polymerase I subunit RPA49. Gene Ontology annotation, cellular component: RNA polymerase I complex. The record is from RefSeq and is a predicted model, not a curated record. NCBI's taxonomy places the organism in Eukaryota, Fungi, Ascomycota, Eurotiomycetes, Eurotiales, Aspergillaceae. The transcript is spliced from 3 exons. Gene Ontology annotation, molecular function: DNA binding. Gene Ontology annotation, biological process: nucleolar large rRNA transcription by RNA polymerase I; transcription elongation by RNA polymerase I; RNA polymerase I preinitiation complex assembly. The coding region runs from base 64 to 1551 and encodes 495 amino acids.
GCUGUUCCCACGCGAAGCCGUCUCCGAUUCUUUCCACUCACAUUAAGCUUCGGAUUCAACGUAAUGCCUUCCGACAAAGUGGAAAAGAAGCGCAAGCGCGCUUCGAAUGGCCACGAACGGCCGAGUAAAAAGCCCGCUCUUGAAUUGCAAGAUUUGCCUCCUCUAGCGGUCAGCGUACUGGACGAUGAUAGUGAAUUGGCUCCUGUGAUCGUUACCACACCUGGUGUGAACGCGCCACAAAACCUUCGUUUAAAACCAUACCUUAAAGACCGCGCACACGGCCCCAGCCCAGGCCGUUCUACCCGAAACAAGGGAAUCGUCUCAUCUGAAUUGCUGCUGCAGACAUCAGAGCAUCCGAAGAUGGAUUUUGUGGGCCGUGAGGCCGAGGAUGACGCCGAUUCCCAGUUGAAGCAUUAUAUCGCUGUUGUGGAUCCUGAAAAGAAGAGUUGGCAAUUUGUCGAGGUGCGGAAGUUGACUCUUCGGGGAGCUGUUAGGAGAAUAAAGGUUGCUGCAGAGGAAGAAGAGGAGGUUGAGAGUGAGGAUGAGGAGAUGAAAACCCUGCGCGCUCAACGUACAGAACUCACCAAUACUUUCGGUACCAAGCAAUCUCGUAAAGCAGCACAGUCCAUGGCCGAAAACGCACAGCUGUCCAAUGCCCCUGCUGGUGCUGCCUCCGCUGCAGAAUCCGCUAUUCUUUCCUCUAUGCCACUCGACUCCGCUACCGACAUUGCUACCAAGACUGCUGCAGUGCAGGCCCAAGUUCAAGCCAACAAGCCCCUGCCCCAGGCCAAUCUGGCUGCAUCUCAUCCUUCGGAUGUGUACCCGAUUGAUGUGCUUGUCCCGGGAGGUCUGUCUACGCUUCAACAGCUCCCCGGCAUAAACGUAUGGGAGGAGGCCGUCAGCUCCGGACAGGCCGUGGCUACCACCUCACAAUACGUGUCUCGCCGGUUGGAAGCGGUCGUGAACUCCACCAAUGCUACCCAGAUCCAAAUUUUGCGUUUCAUCUUCCUGCUCUUCGAGUUUUCCCGUGCCCUCCGCUCUGGCAACUUAAAAUCAUCCUCCGGGCCUGGGAGCAAACGUCUGCCACCCCGCGAAGAGCUUCGCCGUAUCCUCUCCUCUCCCACCGGCGCCGAAAGCGACACAACCGAAACCCUUCCAGAUCCCGUCAUCGACGCCAUCCGCCGCAAGUUCGCCCCGCAAGGCUCCUAUCUCACCAAGAACGACGUCACCUAUCUCCAUACCACCAUCUGCGCCCUAUCGCUGCUUAUUCCACCUCAACCGGCCAAGGACGGUGGCUCCAGCUCUCAAGGAGGGAACGCGCCCAAUGAACUGGCGACAGACCCGUCAGAUCUGCGUGAUGACCUGCGUGUAGAGAGCACAGCCAUAUUACAAUAUUUCCGCGAGCUAGGCUGUCGCAUCGACAAGCCACGCGAGUCGGAAUUUGCCAAGUGGAAUAUCAAGGGUGGUAAGGCUGAGGCUAAUACUAGGCGUGUGGCUAGAUUGAGAGUCCCCGUUGAGUUCCCGAAGGUUAGUCGUGGUGGAAAAAGGUGAUUAUUUUCCUUCUUCUACUUUCCAUCGAAUAAUAAAAGUGCAAAAAGAUCGGUUUGCGUUGAGCUUGUCCCAGAUGCGAUUGGCGUUCGGUUUUACGUUGUACUAUAUGUACAUACUAUUUGUGAAUAAGCAUUUAAAUUACGAAUGAUCCAGAA